AUGGUGGAUAAAGUGCGUUUCGCACACGUCGAAACGGCGUCAGGGGCGGAAGAUGCGACGAAGAGGGCUGCCGACCUGGCCGACAAGGCCAUGGAGAUGCUGAGGGGAGGCCGCAUCGUCACACUCCCCGAACCGGCGCAACGCAGCAGGAGCUACCGGGAGCUCAUCCUCCAGGAGAUGAACUGGAUGGCUUGCGACUACUAUCAUGAACGCAGAUGGAAAGUGCACGCCGGGAAGCAGCUAUGCAUAGGCAUCAGGGAUUCGGUCAUGGACCGUAAGAAACUCAACAAAAACUGGAUCGCAAGCGAGUGCACACUCCAUAUGAAGCGGUUCUGGGCUGGCAUAAUUGCAAACGCGCAGCAUCAUGCAGCUGUGUCAGACGAGCUCGCAGAGUACUGCGCCAACAUCGCCAACAAGUAUAAUGACCAGAUGCACACGGAUGCCGGAGAUGUUACGAGGGACUAUGACGUGGGAGAACGUGAUCUAAUAGCCAUCACUGUGCCAGUGGUGAAGCUACAGGGGCCGAAUGCCGCAGCCCUAAAGGUCCGCGCGCAGAAAAACGAGGUGCUUGAGGCCACAAUACUCAGCAUGCAGUCCAUGGGAGCCGACUUUUAUAGGCCUCUUUUUAGGCCUCCGGACGACGAGAUGGAUAUGUUUACGAUGCCGCUCAUGGAUCCGGCGCGUGACAACGACUUCAACGCUCUCCUGGUUCAGAGCUUCUGUCUCAAGCAUUCCAACAGACCGCGUGCGUUACCACGUGCCAAGAGUGAAUUAAAGCCGCCCCAACUGCCACAAGUCAUUAGGAAAUUCCAUAGGAAAGCAAAUGAACCCAGCUGCCUUGCAAUGUCGGCCCGUGACUUCGACAUACAGAUCAAGCCUAAACCCACCUUUAACGGGCACAUGGUUAAAACGCAACUUACGGCGAUAGACUUCGAGCUCCUGGACUCAUGGAUGUUAUCAGACGCACCAUCUUGGCCCAUGCUCGCCAUUUGCCUGACGUACAGGUCAAGCGCUAGUGGGUUGCACCGGCACGAGUACAGCACGGAGUACUGCAGGGAAGUUUUCCUAAAGCUGAGCAGGCAGCCGAGGGGGCUCGUCAACUCCAGCAGAAGGUUGCUUGGGCCUAGGCAGCGAAAUGCAAUCACCACCUUCCUGGACGCGCCACCGCGGAGGCUCAAGUUUGAGCCUCUGGUUGACUGCCACAAUCGGAAUGGAUCUGACGAACGAAAUUCGGCUACUAAAAGGCAAGGUCUGCGCGGUGCUUACAACUACGGGAGACGGGCGUCUCACAUUAAGCCGGUGUCGAGGAAGAGGAAACGGCGGCGUAGCCUUAAAGCACAUUAUAUGGAGUUGCUGCAGAACUACCGCUCGGCUAAAAGAUUUGCAAUACGUAGGAGCAACAUCGAUGAUUCGGCGAUGGAUGUCGAUGGGGAAAGUGAAACCACAAAAAUGAAAGCCGUCUCUGCAUCCAGCGUGCACGGCAAAAAAAAGAAACGACAACGUAGACAUAGCAUAGAAGUUAUUGAGCAUGAACCUGCAAAUGAGGUCCAAAUACGCUUGCCAUUCUCCAGCUCUGCGGUGAAGGACGUUGGAGAUCUACCCGUCGCUUUCUUGCAGCGAAGCAGCCAACCUACCCACCCCGGACCUGUCGGGCACACGUCGCAACAACUAACUCUGUUAGAAGAGGUACCCAAAGAUGGAGCCAGGGGAGAAAUUAUAGCUUUGCCGAAAAACGCGCGUAUAGAGGUAGCCAUUACUUCAGGGAAAAAAAAAAUGCCCCCGUGCCACAAAAGCGGCAGAGAAAUUGAACCCGUGUUGCACAUGCCGAACGUUCCCUAUGGUGAAUAUAGCAACCGAAUGAGCAAACAGCUGAGGGUGGGAUUUUUGGGAAUUCCUGCCAAAAUGUUUGCGCAUUCUUUAUUCUAUUCGGGACGGUUCUGCAAGAACAACCGUGUACGCAGGGUUGCUGUCACCAUCGCAAACUCAACAAAGAUCAUGAUGCCCCAACCAAAUAUGCUUUACGCAAGGCUAUUUGAGCACGAUGUUGUAUCUAUAUUCGGAAGGUUCAGAACAUACAACUGGCAACGGACACUUGAUCAUCCCCCAGACAGACACGGUGAGCAGCUUCUGAAAAAGUAUACCACGGAACUUGCUAAUUCCUCAUCGAAAAAAUUGAAGCCGGCGCCGGAUACGCGCGCAAUAGAAAUAUUGGCUGGUUAUGUGAGCUUGAAACUCAGUCGAGGAGAAGGGAAACAACAGGGGGCACUGGGCACCACCAAAAUAUUGUUCAAGAGUAUCGAGCAGGUAGAUCCAAUCACACGUCAACAACAUCUGGCACAAUUCCACAACACUCCGCCCCCUCCGCCGCAACCGCAACAGCAUAUGUUUAUGCCACCUAUGCAAACUAUGCAGAUGGCGGGGCACGGAGUGUCGCCGCAUGGCGCUGGGCAACCAAUGAUGCUGCAUCCAGUGAUGCCGCCUCCCAUGAACAUGGCGCCCAUGCCGACCCCCCAAAUGCCCCAUAUACCUAUGCACCACGGUUCGAUGGCUCAAGGAGGAAGGACUCCAGGAUCCGCCACGCCAGGAUCAAUGACACCACUACCUAACGGCGCUGGACAAAUGAUGCCUCCCACCAUGCAGCAAGGGCACAUGACUCCAGGUUCAUUGACACCACGACAAAUGGCUCUCAUGAAAAUGCCGCCGGGAACAAUGGUGGCCGGCGGAAUGCAACCUGGGCAAAUGACACCAGUUGGAAUGCAACCUGGACAAAUGACACCAGUUGGAAUGCAGCCAGGUCAAAUGGGGCCUGGAAAAAUUCCGCCCGGCACAAUGCCCGGUAUGCCACCUAUGCAGCUACAAAUGCAGAGCAAGGCGGCGGCGAUGCAAAUGCAUCUGGAGCAGCUGAAACGCCGACCGCCAAUGGCCAUGCCUGGCAAGCGCAGACCCAUGAUGGCGUAUGAGCAAAUGUACCAGCCGCAAGUCGCACCGCCACCGUUCAGGUACAGGCCCAUGCCGGACGUCAACAUGAUGAGGAUGCCGAUGUACCCCAUGGCCAUGUACAACAAGCAAAUACCCUAUCCCAAGACCCACGAUGACCCGUACAGGUCGCCACACAUGCAACGGUAA
Molecule: messenger RNA, 3126 nt
Organism: Babesia bigemina
Lineage: Eukaryota; Apicomplexa; Aconoidasida; Piroplasmida; Babesiidae
Exons: 1
Coding region: 1-3126 (1041 amino acids)
Source: RefSeq, a predicted model, not a curated record